Messenger RNA from Annulohypoxylon truncatum, 2542 nucleotides. RefSeq names its product radical SAM superfamily-domain-containing protein. Gene Ontology annotation, molecular function: electron transfer activity; 4 iron, 4 sulfur cluster binding; FMN binding. Gene Ontology annotation, biological process: wybutosine biosynthetic process. NCBI's taxonomy places the organism in Eukaryota, Fungi, Ascomycota, Sordariomycetes, Xylariales, Hypoxylaceae. The transcript is spliced from 2 exons. Bases 74 to 2419 code for a protein of 781 amino acids. The record is from RefSeq and is a predicted model, not a curated record.
AGCCCCGCUAACUUCCCUUACUCAUAGAAGGAAAAACUGUGUCAACCACGACACGACAACCGCACCAUCAACGAUGGCAAACGGAACAGGGGAGCUAGGUUUAGACACCAAUGGGUCAUUAAAGGGUGUCCUUGAACUAUGGCACGAGCACCGACCCGCGAUCCUGUUUGCGAUAACUUGCACCUUAGCCGUGGUCUGGCUGUAUAUAGAACUACUCCAGAAGACUAGUACCACGGCAAACGUAUUAGAGCUCGAUCAACAGCUUACGAAGACAAUACCUAGCAACAAUGGCGCAGCUGCGAAAGAGAAGAUCGAUUUGCCAAAGGAGAAGGCGAAAGAAGCUACGAUCGGACCGCGCCGCAUCAAGGGCGAGCUACGAAGAGUAGACAACGCACGAAAAGACAUAGAACCAAGUCGCCAAAACCCCAUUCAAGUACUUAUCUUCUAUUCUUCCUUAACUGGAAGCACGGAGAAGACCGCUGGUGGCAUCGCUGAAGCUCUCGGCACUUUAUUAAGAGAGCGGGCCGAUAGCUCUGGAAAGUCCUUCUUGAGUCCCAUCGUCCUAGAUUUAGCUCAAAUAGAUUACGAUGAGUAUUUCAUUACUGCACCUAAGUCGGUGGACCCAGAUAUACCGGUGGACUACUUCUAUCUUCUAUUAAUGCCGAGUUAUAACAUCGAUUCUAUCAACGACAAUUAUCUCGAGCAUCUGAGGGAAACCCACCACGACUUCAGGAUUGACACAGCCCCACUGUCGGGUAUAUUAGGUUACUCUGUAUUUGGCCUGGGUGACCGGGAAGGAUGGCCAACUGAAGACGAAGGGUUUUGCUUUCAGGCCAAGGAGGUCGAUAAAUGGAUGGCCAGACUCACCGGCCGCAAGAGAGCUUAUCCAUUGGGAAUGGCAGAUACAAAAAGAGAUCUGAGAGAAAGGUUAGAUGAAUGGACAGAUGGUGUGAAGGAUAUCCUAGAAUACGUUGCUCACACAGGAUCUCUAGGGGAAGGGGUUCCGGGAAGCGGAGAUGCUAUUGAAAGCGACGAAGAAUAUGGAUCCGGCGACGAUGAUGACGGUGAAGUCGUUGUCGACCCGUCGAUGACGACGAGUAAAGCGAAGAAGGCGCGUUCCGCAAAUAUCGAAGACGUCGAAGACCUUGGGAGGAUUAUGAAGGCCUCUCAAAAUAACCCUGAAAAAUCGAACAACCCAACACCGAUCGCAGUAGAUUUUACAACAUACAACAAACCAAAAUCGAAAAGACCGCCACAGACAAUCAAGGAGAUGGUACCAAAAAACUCACCUACAUACGCAUCGUUAACCAAACAAGGGUACACUAUCGUAGGCUCGCACUCAGGGGUCAAAAUUUGCAGGUGGACCAAGUCAGCGCUCCGUGGGCGUGGUUCCUGCUAUAAGUUCUCAUUCUACGGCAUCGCGUCGCAUCAGUGCAUGGAGACGACGCCGUCACUGUCCUGCUCCAAUAAAUGCGUCUUCUGCUGGAGGCACGGAACGAACCCCGUAGGCACGACAUGGCGCUGGGUCGUCGACCCUCCCGAGACCAUCUUCGAUGGCGUUAAGGCUGGGCACUACCAAAAGAUUAAGAUGUUGCGCGGCAUCCCCGGGGUACGGGCAGAACGGUUCUCCGAAGCAAUGCGCAUCCGCCACUGCGCGCUGAGCUUGGUAGGUGAGCCCAUUUUCUACCCGCACAUCAACGAGUUCCUCGCGCUGCUACACGGCGAGCGCAUAUCCUCGUUCCUCGUGUGCAACGCGCAGCACCCGGAGCAGCUGGCGGCCCUCAAGGCCGUCACGCAGCUUUACGUGUCCAUCGACGCCAGCAACAAGGAGUCCCUGAGGAAGAUCGACCGCCCGCUGCACCGCGACUUCUGGGAGCGGUUCCAGCGCUGCCUGGACAUCCUGCGCGAGAAGCGGAACAAGCAGCGCACCGUCUUCCGCCUGACCCUUGUCAAGGGGUUCAACGUGGAGGACGAGGUCGAGGGGUACGCAGACCUGGUCGAGAGGGGACUGCCGUGCUUCGUCGAGAUCAAGGGCGUGACGUACUGCGGCACGUCGAGUAGCGCGGGCGCGGGCCUGAGUAUGGCGAACGUCCCGUUCUAUGCCGAGGUGACGGAGUUCGUCACCGCGCUGGAUAGGAAGUUGAGGGAGAGGGGGCUGGAAUAUGGUAUUGCGGCCGAGCACGCGCAUAGUUGCUGCGUGCUUAUUGCUAGCGAAAGGUUUAGGGUCGAUGGGAAGUGGCACACGCGGAUUGAUUAUCAGCGCUUCUUCGAACUACUCGAGGAACGGGGCGCUGAUGGCGAGUGGACGCCGGAGGAGUACAUGGGUCCCGAGACGCCCGAGUGGGCGACUUGGGGGAAUGGCGGGUUUGAUCCGAGGGAUGUGAGGGUUGACCGGAAGGGUAGGAAGAUCGAGGCUUGAUUACCUAGGUAGAUAGGUAUAAGAUGCAUGGUUAAGGGGCGUUUUGUCUACAUCAUCACAUCACUUGAGCAAUCGAGUAGGAGUCCGUUGGGUAGAAAAAAGUAAGAAGAAUCAGUAAGAAGA